AUGUUGGCACCAAACCCGUUAGUGUACUUAGACCCUAUGAGAAUGUCAGUUCGUGAUGUGGAUUUUGGUGGCAUGGAUUAUAGAGAAUUUGUGUUGUGGGUUUCAAAGCUGACAAGAAGAAUCUAUGAUAACUUGUACUAUUAUAUAAUAGAAUGUGAUCAUGAACCUGAUAAAGAAGUGCAUACUUUUGACAAAACAUUUGAUGAUGAAUUUUUGAACAAGUUAUGUGGUAAACCCAUUCUUAAUAGUAAUCAAGAAGAAGUAAAUGAUGAUGAAGUCAACGAUGAAGAUGAUGGGGUUGUGUUCACUAUCUUUGAUGAGAAUCAAGAAUGGGAUAAAAUUGUCCCAUUUUUAGCUAGGAAGUUUUCCAACCCUCUUGAAUUGAAGUUAUGUCUAAGCAACUAUGCCGUCAAGAAUGGAGAUCAAUUGCUUCCAACCAUUGAGAGGGAUGCAAACAACCAUAUAUAUCUUGUUGCAUGGGUUGUGGCUGUAGUAGAAAAUAAAGAAACAUGGAAGUGGUUUCUUGAUCUUCUAAUUGAUGACAUUGGAAUGGGAGUUGGGCAUGGACUAACCAUAAUAUCCGACCAACACAAGGGAUUCGUUGAAGAUGUGAAGGAAAGGGUUCCAGCUGCAGAGCAUAAGCAAUGUGCUAGCACAUCUAUGCUAAUUUACAAAAAAGAUUUAAGGCUGGAACCACUAGCUUAUGAACAUUUGAUGGAAAGGGACAGUAAAACAUGGUGUAAAGCAUGUUAUCAGGUUGAUAGGAGUUGUGAUGCAUAUGAAAAUGGUGUUUCUGAAAGUUUUAAGUUGAAGUUAAACAAGCUCAAGGAACAACAAAGGUUUUUGCAAGUGGUACCUUUUGGGUAUAUGCAAUUUGAUGUGAGGGUGGGACUAAUGGAUAUGCUGUAGACCUUCAUACCAGGCAAUGUGGAUGCAUGGCAUGGCAGUUACAUGGAUAUGCUGCCAUUUCAAGCCUUAAUAGGGACCCUGAGG
Molecule: messenger RNA, 993 nt
Organism: Lactuca saligna
Lineage: Eukaryota; Viridiplantae; Streptophyta; Magnoliopsida; Asterales; Asteraceae
Source: the annotation of a GenBank genome assembly